UUCUCAGCACCAUCUUGUGGUAAACACGAAGUUUACGAUUAUUGCGGCUCCGCAUGUCCCAAAACUUGUGCUAACUUAGGAAAAGGUCAAGUUUGCUCUUUCCGAUGUGUCAAGGGUUGUUUUUGUGAAGAAGGAUUAGUUAGAAAUGACAAGGGUGAAUGUGUACAUCCAGAAAAAUGUCCAAAACCACCAUCUAAGACUUGUGGUAAACACGAAGUUUAUACUGAAUGCGGUUCUGCAUGUCCCAAAACUUGUGCCAACUUAGGAAAAGAUCAAGUCUGCACUGCACAGUGUGUCGAAGGUUGUUUCUGUCGAAAAGGAUUAGUUAGAAAUGAGAAGGGUAAAUGUGUACACCCAAAAAAAUGUCCAAAACCUAAAUCAAAUACUUGCGGUAAACACGAAGUUUAUAAUGAAUGCGGCUCCGCAUGUCCCGAAACUUGUGACAACUUAGGAAAAGAUCAAGUCUGCACUAAGCAGUGCGUCAAAGGUUGUUUCUGUCGAAAGGGAUUAGUUAGAAAUGAUAGGGGUGAAUGUAUAUGCCCAAAAAAAUGUCCAAAACGCUCAUGUAAAAAUGCUGAUGAAGAUUCUGAUUCCAAAUGGUUUGACUGAUAUUAAUAAGUGAAUUAUUAUCAUUGCAGAAGCUAUUUGUUACUUUUAUAGGAGAAGCAUGCAAAUAAAAAAAAUUAAUAUGUAUCAUGAUAUAAAAUAAAACUAAAUUU
Molecule: messenger RNA, 719 nt
Organism: Parasteatoda tepidariorum (common house spider)
Lineage: Eukaryota; Metazoa; Arthropoda; Arachnida; Araneae; Theridiidae
Product: zonadhesin
Source: RefSeq, a predicted model, not a curated record